AUUGUAUCACAUUCUCACAGCUUCUUGAGCGGAGAGAAGUCUGAUGAACCGCAUAAUCAACAGUGAACCGCAGUGGUCAACAGUGAACUGCGGUGGUUAACAGUGAACUACAGUGGACAGCGAAACAGAGUCGGUGAAAGACAGUGUUAGUGACAAACUAUGAUAGACAGUGACAGAAGGUGAUAGACAGUGCCAAAUGACCAUACAGUGGCAGAUGGAUAGACAGUGCCAGAUGACCAUACAGUGGCAGUGACAUACUGUCAGAUCCUCUGACAGCUUAUGGAAAUAAACGGUGGUAGCUGGCGUUGAUAGACAGCAACAGCGAGAUAAAGGGAAGCAGACAAAAUGUGGCUUACAAUAAUUGCCGUAUUUAUCUGCGUGUCGUCGCUGACUCUUACAGAACAGACAGAAACCUGCACUGACAGAGGCAACACAGAGCACGCCGAGAUCCUGGUGGACCCGAACAAGGUUAACAUGGUGUUGUGGUACAGGCCGCAGGAGGCAGAGACCACAGUCAACCUCACCGUCUUCUUCCGCAAGUUAGACAACGACAACAACGGCCCGGACGACGAGACCAGCGUCUCCUUCUCCGCCAACAACACCCACCAGUUCACGGAGAUCACCGUUCAACAGGUUCACAACAUCGGGCAUGGUGAGACCGGGACAGCUAGGGUGUACGGGGUGUACCGGGGCGGACUGUACAAGCAACUGGGGUAUGUGAUGAUAACCAAGAUAGCAGCCACCAGCUCGGGGCCCGUGGAGUGGGUCAACUGCACGGAGUUGGGGCUUUCCUCCGGGAAGCACAGUGCAGACAAGUGGUCAGCGAUGGAGAGCACGCUGGAGGUGCUGGUGUUGGUGCUGGGGAUGGUGGUGCUGGUGCUGGUGCUGGUGGUGGUUCUAGUACUCUACCACAACCACACUCUCAGGAGGAGAAUAUCAGAACCGACUACGGAAGGCGCACAAGGUACACCAUUGAUGAACGAGGAAAAGGGAUGGAGCCCGAGGGCAGACUACUGCAGCCAUGAAGUCGACACCACCCUCACCGCCGUGGGGCGGGCCGCAGCGACAACGACGGACACGGGGUCGACCCUGGGGAGUCGGCCUCGAUGUAGGCGGCUUCCCACUUCCCUUCGUUAGUUAGGAGAAAUGUGGGGUAAUGGUCUGUAGUGCUAUCGACGAUUAUCCCUGAAGUGAGUGGAGAGGUUAUGUUGGUCCAGAUGUGAUCAAGAGCCGUGGCAGUACUA
This is a messenger RNA of Procambarus clarkii (red swamp crayfish), 1244 nucleotides long. RefSeq lists its product as uncharacterized. NCBI's taxonomy places the organism in Eukaryota, Metazoa, Arthropoda, Malacostraca, Decapoda, Cambaridae. The record is from RefSeq and is a predicted model, not a curated record.